AUGUCCACCUCACCUCUGGACCGUCAAGAUCCGACACCGGCCCGCGCAAGGCUCCCACCGACGCAAACCGCCGUCGAAGAAGCAAAGCUCGACAGACGGAGACACGAGUAUGCGAUUCUGACGGACGCGCUGAGGAGGGGUAUCCCCGCCGUCCGCAUCCCGUUUCUGUUGGCGGCUGCUCGGCCUCGCUCUGUCGCUGUUGAUCCUUACACUGAGGUGCAUGGGUAUGGGUAUGGGGUAUACCCCCAUCUACGGGGGAGUUAUCGAGCUACAGUGCCACUGCCGCAGCCGCAGCCGCAGCCGCAGCCGCAGAGCAUGCUCGCCGGGAGACACGCGCAGAGACAGAGUGCGCACGCGGCUGAUCUGGGCCAUCGGGUGGCGUAUGGCCUUGGUAGACGGCGGGUCCUGCUGGAUGAUAGCUUCCUGCGGCGGGCGUAUAAGCGGCGGUCGUGGAGUAGUGGUGUGAGGCCUGGUUCGGGAGAUAUCAUGGCGCUUCAGACCGUUGUCAUUGCCGUGCUCGCGGCAGUGUACUUUCUCAUGCGCUACCUGAAUCGCACGGAUAUCCCCAAGAUCAAGGGCCUUCCAGAGAUUCCCGGAGUGCCUCUGUUUGGCAAUCUGCUGCAGCUCGGCGACCAACAUGCCACCGUCGCGGCCAAAUGGGCCAAGAAGUACGGUCCUGUGUUCCAAGUGCGCAUGGGGAACAAGCGCAUCGUAUUUGCCAACAGCUUCGACUCGGUGAAACAACUGUGGAUCAAAGACCAGUCCGCCCUCAUCUCGCGGCCCACCUUCCACACCUUCCACAGCGUCGUUUCCAGCUCGCAGGGUUUCACCAUUGGCACCUCGCCCUGGGACGAGUCCUGCAAGCGACGGCGAAAGGCGGCGGCCACGGCGCUGAAUCGCCCCGCCGUGCAGUCGUACAUGCCCAUCAUCGACCUCGAAGCGACGGCCAGUAUCCGGGAGCUGCUGAAGGACUGCCGCAACGGCGCGGUGGACAUCAAUCCGACGGCCUACUUCCAGCGGUUUGCGCUCAACACCAGCCUCACGCUCAACUAUGGGUUCCGCAUCGAGGGCAACGUCGACGAUGCCCUGCUACGGGAGAUUGUCGACGUCGAGCGCGGCGUGUCCAACUUUCGCAGCACCAGCAACAACUGGCAGGACUAUAUCCCGCUGCUGCGCAUGUUCCCCAAGACCAAUCGCGAGGCCGAGGAAUUCCGCGUCCGUCGCGACAAGUACCUGACGUACCUGCUGGAUAUGCUCAAGGAACGCAUCGCCAAGGGCACGGACAAGCCAUGCAUCACUGGCAACAUUCUCAAAGAUCCCGAAGCCAAGCUGAACGAGGCCGAGGUGAAAUCCAUCUGCUUGACCAUGGUAUCCGCCGGUCUGGAUACGGUGCCGGGCAAUCUGAUCAUGGGCAUCGCCUACCUGGCAUCCGAGGACGGCCAGCGCAUCCAGCAAAAGGCCUACGAAGAGAUCAUGAAAGUCUACCCCACCGGAGACGCGUGGGAAAAGUGCCUGGUCGAGGAGAAAGUGGCCUACGUCACGGCUCUCGUCAAGGAAACCUUGCGAUAUUGGACCGUCAUCCCCAUCUGCCUGCCCCGCGAGAGCACCAAGGACAUUGUCUACAACGGUGCCACCAUUCCCGCCGGAACGACCUUUUUUAUGAACGCAUGGGCCGCCGACUACGACGAAGAACACUUCAAGAUGCCCGACAGGUUCAUUCCCGAGCGGUACCUCGACGUCAGCGAAGGCUCGGGCACCCCUCACUACGGCUACGGUGCUGGAUCGCGCAUGUGUGCCGGCUCCCAUCUGGCCAACCGGGAGCUGUACACCGCAUACAUCCGCUUGAUCACGGCCUUUACGAUGCAUCCCGCGCGCGAUCCUGCUGACCGGCCGAUCCUGGAUGCUAUCGAGUGCAAUGCGAUUCCCACGGCGUUGACCACGGAACCUAAGCCGUUCAAGGUUGGGUUCAAGCCCCGGGAUGCGUCGAAGCUGCAGCAAUGGAUGGCCGAGAGCGAUGAGCGGACCAAGGAAUUGUGA
Molecule: messenger RNA, 2037 nt
Organism: Aspergillus thermomutatus
Lineage: Eukaryota; Fungi; Ascomycota; Eurotiomycetes; Eurotiales; Aspergillaceae
Product: cytochrome P450
Exons: 6
Coding region: 1-2037 (678 amino acids)
Molecular function (GO): monooxygenase activity; iron ion binding; oxidoreductase activity, acting on paired donors, with incorporation or reduction of molecular oxygen
Source: RefSeq, a predicted model, not a curated record